Miniopterus natalensis is the source of this 849-nucleotide messenger RNA. RefSeq names its product interferon gamma (gene IFNG). Gene Ontology annotation, biological process: humoral immune response; adaptive immune response. Gene Ontology annotation, cellular component: extracellular region. The record is from RefSeq and is a predicted model, not a curated record. NCBI's taxonomy places the organism in Eukaryota, Metazoa, Chordata, Mammalia, Chiroptera, Miniopteridae. Gene Ontology annotation, molecular function: type II interferon receptor binding; cytokine activity.
AGAAGAGAAAGAUCAGCUGAGUCCUUUGGGCCUGAUCAAAAAUACAGGAGCUGCUGAUUUCAACGACUUCGGCCUAACUCUCUCCAGAACAAUGAAUUUUACAAGUUAUAUCUUAGCUUUUCAGCUUUGUGUGAUCUUGGCUUCUUCUAGCUGCUACGGCCAGUCCACAAUCCUUAACGAAACAGAAAAACUAAAGAAAUAUUUUAAUGCAAGUAAUUCAGAUGUAGGAAAUGGUGGAGCCCUUUUCUCAGAUAUUUUGAACAAUUGGAAAGGGGAGACUGACAUAAAAAUAAUUCAGAGCCAAGUUGUCUCCUUCUACUUCAAACUCUUUGAAAACUUUAAAGAUAAUGAGCUCAUUCAAAGUAGCAUGGAGAUUAUCAAGGAAGAGCUGCGUGUUAAAUUCUUCAACAGCAGCAACAGCAAACUGGAAGACUUCAAGAAGCUGAGUCAAAUUCCGGUGAAUGAUGUGGCCAUCCAGCGCAAAGCGAUGAGUGAACUCUACAAAGUGAUAAGUGAGCUGUCACCAAAAGCUGGCCUAAGGAAGAGAAAGAGGAGUCAGACUCUGUUUCGUGGCUGGAGAGCAUCGAAAUAAUGGUCAUCCUGCCUGCAAUAUUUGAAUGUUUAAAUCUAAAUCUAUUUAUUAAUAUUUAAUAUUUUACAUUAUUUAUAAGGGGAAUAUACUUUAAACUCAUGAUCAAAUUAUUUAUAAAAGCAACUUUUAUCUAAUGAAAAUGAAUAUAUAUUAAUAUAUGUAUUAUUUAUAAUUCCUGUAUCCUAUGACUAUUUCACUUGACCUUUUUUUCUGAGUAGGCAAAACUAUGUGAUUACAAGGCUUUAUCUCAGGGGCCA